Molecule: messenger RNA, 532 nt
Organism: Eutrema salsugineum
Lineage: Eukaryota; Viridiplantae; Streptophyta; Magnoliopsida; Brassicales; Brassicaceae
Product: transcription repressor OFP17
Exons: 2
Coding region: 14-532 (172 amino acids)
Biological process (GO): negative regulation of DNA-templated transcription
Source: RefSeq, a predicted model, not a curated record
CAGAGCUGGAAGAAUGAAAAUGAGACUGAAGUCAAGUUUGAUUAACUUGAAAUCAAAGCUUUCAAGAUCAUGCAACAGGUUCAUCUCCUUCUUCCAUGCUCGAACUCGCAAUGUCAAUACCACACAAUCUUCUUCCUCUACGCUGUUGUCUUGUCUCUGUUUUCUCAGUACUAAUGAGGAACCGAGGAUGAGCCAGAUCAGACCCAGAAGUUCCCCAUCUAGUGUGAUCGAUAAUCCGAAGCCUAUGCAUUCAAGAAAGAUGGUUCCUUUGGCUGUGACCCAAAUGAACAAGAAACCGAGGACGAGUCAAAGAGAUGUGUCAAAAGAAGAUGAUGUGAAAGAGGCUUGCAGAAGCUUCGAGAACUAUAUGAUUCAUGAGAUCGUUGAAGAAGGGAGAAUUGAUGACUUGAUGGACAUGGAAGAGCUUCUCUUCUACUGGAAAAAUCUCAGAAGUCCUAUCUUCAUUGAUCUUGUGACUAGAUUCUAUGGAGAGCUCUGCACAGACUUGUUUCCAAGCGUCAAUGACGGUUAA